CGGAUUGACAGAUUUCGAGUUGAAUCUCCACAUGUGUUUUGUUUUCGUUUGAUUUUUAUGAGAGUUGUAGAAGUUGCAAAACUUUGAUAAAAUUAGUGUAUAAUCCUUUUAAUAUUGCAAUAAUAUUAUUUGUCGAUUUCUUCGGCAAACGAUGGAACAGGAUAGUGCGGAUGUAGCAGCCAGCACGCAUGGAACGAAUCAUUUUAAAAAUCGCUCCAAAAAGCGUAAAUCCGCCGGCAAACGAUUCCUUCAAAACGCAAAAGGAUUCGGACGGAAGAAUAGUUUUGGACGGGGUGCCGAACUCGAGCAAGAUGAGUACAAUUAUUUCCUGGAAAUAUUGGAAGCCCUAGGGACGCUGCAGGAUGCGGAGGAACGUUCGACCAUGGCGAACAAUGUGUACGAACAAAUCCAGGGCAAGGAGAUCAAGACUUCUUCCAACCAGCUGAGUAGUCGGGUCCUGGAGAAUCUGCUUGGCUACACGGAAGAGGCUACGUUCGAGCGUUUAAUGGAGGUGUUCGGCGAAAAUUUGCGUGUGGUUUGCUGUGACAAAUUUGCCUCCCAUGUGCUUCAGAAGAUGCUCUUUGUUGCCAUGUUGAGAUGUGUUGGAGAGCUACAGUCGGAAACGGAAGCAAAAUUUGCACUUGGGAAUAAAAAACGUAAGUUGCAGAUCGACGAUGAGAUGGUUUUCAAUUUGAAUCACAGUGCUUUCGGUGAGGGACAUCGAAAAACUUGUGGUAAAUUUGUCAAGAAGAUGGCGAAGUUUCUGUUGAACAAUCUCGAGGAAUUCGUUUGGGAUUCAUUCGGGAACUACGUGAUCCGGCAGUGCGUCUUGAACUUGGCGGGUAUCGCUGAGCUAAAAGUGACUAAAAGAGAAUCGUCAGAGCAGAUGAAAUUGAUAGUUCCCGAUAAAUGGUUUAAAUUGAUAAGUGAGUUCAGCUUACGACUGUUAAGUUGGCCGCAAUUCCCCGAAUUUCCGUACAAUGAAUUCACAUCAGUUUUGCUCCAAAACAUUUUAAUGGCCUUGAAACAAAGCGGAGAUUUGUUCCAGUUACUCCAGAUCGGCGAAAAACUGUUGAAUGAGAGUUUUUUGUUGGUGGUAAAUGAUGAUUCUGUUGAAAAAGAAGAUGUCGAAGAUAAGCCCAAACUUCCAAAAGUGUUUCAGCAGGAUAGUUCAGUUCGGUUGCUGGAAGUUCUCCUAUUGGUUGUCGACCCGGAAUUUCUCAAAGACAAUUUAUUCAAAAAACUCUUCCAAGGAAAAAUAGCAGAGUUAAGUAAAACGCCUGCGACAAAUUUUGCUGUGCAGAAAUUGUUGGAUACAAUUUUCGACAAACAUAUUCUUGAGCACAUGUUCUCUGAACUGGACGAUGGAUUGGAGGGGAUUUUACAGCUUGGCCAUACGGGAGUAGUGGCAGCGCUGGCGAAUGCUUGUAACCGUUUGUCCUGUCAGCAGGGAAAGUUUAUUAAGCUUCUGCUAGAUGCUCUUCACUGUUCGGAAGUCUCAGGAGAGAAACUUCUAACAUCGAUUCUAAAGCUUAUGCCCCCAGAAGUUGCUGCCAAACAGGAAUCCACAAGCAUCCAUUUACACGGGUCCAUGAUCCUUCAGGCAGUACUGGAAUUCAACAAGCCAAUAAAAAUUGUGACCGCAAUUCUCGAUACGAAAAACGAUCGAUUGGUCAAGAUAUUCACGGAUCCGAAGGGUUCCUUCAUUGUGAACGCAUUUGUGCAAUCUAAAUUCGUGGGUGAAAAAUCUCGUGAGAAAAUCAUCCGGCAUUUGGAAGGAUGUUUUAUGGAUUUGGCGUUGUCAUCGCACGGUUCCCGAGUUUUGGAACUCCUGUAUGAAGUCGCAGGACCAGCACAGAAGGAAGCGAUCGUUAGGGAACUAUCGGAGCGGGUUGCACAGCUCAACAGCAAACCCUGGGGAGCGAUUGUCAAUCGGAAACUGUUGAUUGACACCUAUCGGAAAAAUCCCAGCCAGUGGAAAAGAUCGUUUUCUUUCGAUAGUAAAAAGGAGAAACUGUUCGAUAAAAUUCUCGAACCAAGCAGUGAGACUAAGAAGCGUAAAUUAUAAUAAAAUUUGGACUUUAUAUGUUAA
Toxorhynchites rutilus septentrionalis is the source of this 2092-nucleotide messenger RNA. RefSeq names its product nucleolar protein 9. The transcript has a single exon. Gene Ontology annotation, molecular function: RNA binding. Gene Ontology annotation, biological process: endonucleolytic cleavage in 5'-ETS of tricistronic rRNA transcript (SSU-rRNA, 5.8S rRNA, LSU-rRNA); endonucleolytic cleavage to generate mature 5'-end of SSU-rRNA from (SSU-rRNA, 5.8S rRNA, LSU-rRNA); endonucleolytic cleavage in ITS1 to separate SSU-rRNA from 5.8S rRNA and LSU-rRNA from tricistronic rRNA transcript (SSU-rRNA, 5.8S rRNA, LSU-rRNA). Lineage: Eukaryota; Metazoa; Arthropoda; Insecta; Diptera; Culicidae. The coding region runs from base 152 to 2068 and encodes 638 amino acids. The record is from RefSeq and is a predicted model, not a curated record. Gene Ontology annotation, cellular component: preribosome, small subunit precursor; 90S preribosome; nucleolus.